Messenger RNA from Pseudopipra pipra, 3385 nucleotides. It is a transcript of the gene ARB2A, whose product is annotated as ARB2 cotranscriptional regulator A. Gene Ontology annotation, cellular component: nucleus. Gene Ontology annotation, molecular function: siRNA binding. The transcript is spliced from 11 exons. The coding region runs from base 15 to 1289 and encodes 424 amino acids. Lineage: Eukaryota; Metazoa; Chordata; Aves; Passeriformes; Pipridae. Gene Ontology annotation, biological process: regulatory ncRNA-mediated heterochromatin formation. The record is from RefSeq and is a predicted model, not a curated record.
AUUACUUUGUGGCAAUGUUCAAUUGUCUUUUGAGGAUUAGCUGCAUUUACUUCAGUAUUUUAAAUCUGUUGACAUUUUGGGUAGUGAUGGCUCAGCUCCAGCAAGGAGGCCCAGAUGAAAAAGAGAAGACCACUGCAUUAAAGGAUUUAUUGUCUAGAAUAGACUUGGAUGAACUGAUGAAAAAAGAUGAGCCACCACUUGAAUUCCCUGAUACUCUGGAAGGAUUUGAGUACAUUUUUAAUGAAAAAGGACAAUUAAGACACAUAAAAACUGGGGAGCCAUUCGUGUUUAAUUAUCGGGAAGAUUUGCAUAGAUGGAACCAAAAGCGCUAUGAAGCUCUUGGGGAGAUCAUUACUAAAUAUGUUUAUGAACUACUGCAGAAGGAAUGCCACUUGAAGAAAGUAACUCUCCCAGUUGAUGCAACUGAGAGUGAACCAAAGAGCUUUAUCUUUAUGAGUGAAGAUGCACUAAUAAAUCCUGACAAGCUCCUGGUCCUAAUUCAUGGUAAUGGUGUUGUCAGAGCCGGUCAGUGGGCUAGGAGACUUAUAAUUAAUGAAGAUCUGGACAGUGGCACACAGAUACCGUAUAUAAAGAGAGCUAUUGGGGAAGGCUAUGGAGUAAUAGUUCUGAAUCCCAAUGAGAACUAUAUUGAAGUGGAGAAGACAAAAGCCCAAAUACAGCUGUCUUCUGAUUGCUCAGAUGAACCUGCAGAAAAGAGGGAAAGAAAAGAUAAAAUCCAGAAGGAAACAAAGAAGCGACGUGACUUCUACGAAAAGUAUCGAAAUCCACAAAAAGAAAAAGAAACUAUGCAGAUCUAUAUUAGAGAUAAUGGAUCUCCUGAAGAACACGCAAUUUAUGUUUGGGACCAUUUUAUUUCCCAGUCAGCUGCAGAGAACGUGUUUUUUGUUGCUCACAGUUAUGGUGGACUUGCCUUUGUAGAGUUGAUGAUUCAACGAGAGGCAGAAGUAAAAAAUAAGGUAACUGCUGUGGCGUUGACAGACUCUGUUCAUAAUGUGUGGCAUCAAGAAGUUGGAAAAACUAUUCGAGAGUGGAUGCGAGAGAACUGCUGUAACUGGGUGUCCAGCUCCGAGCCCCUGGACACUUCAGUGGAGUCCAUGCUGCCAGAUUGCCCCCGUGUCUCUGCAGGUACAGAACGCCAUGAACUAACUUCCUGGAAGAGUUUUCCAUCUGUUUUCAAGUUCUUCAGCGAGGCUGUAAAGGCAAAGAACAGCUUGGUGAAACCAACCCCAAUGCGGCGCUCCAACAGGAUAAAAUAUGAAGAAUUCUAAAAGAAGGGGAGACAAAAAAAAUCUGCCACCACCACCACCACCGAUGUCUUUGCUUGUUUUCUGCAAGGAGUCUCCCAGCCCCUCAUUAGAUUGUUUUCUUCCUAGAGCACAGGGUCGUGAUGUAUACAUCUAAAUAGCGUUUUGCAUUAUUUCUAGAUGAGUGCAACUGUCAAAGCAAUAUGGGUUCACUGGUUGUGCUUCCUGUGGGCUGUAACUUGGAUUUCGUGCUACUCAUCAGCGCGCAGAUUAAGGCUGACAGUGGUACUGCACAGUGCAGCAUGGUGCAGCUCUAAUUGCCCUGACAUAGCCCUGCACCAAGCUGAUGCCAGAAUUUAGCAGCUUCGUCGCAGUCCUAUCGCCUGCAGGAUUUUUUGCAGCUUCCUUCUAUUUUGAGACAGAACAAAAUAGGAAUUACUCUUUUUUGAAAGACAGCUCUCUAACUCAGACAUGUUAAACCAGCCUAUGAUUUUACACCCAGUAGCCUUCUCUUUCUCUGGGACCAAGUGGGAUUGACUUUUAACUCUUUCAUUUUUCUGCUGGUAAGAGUAUCCAAGAAGUUUGGUCCAGAAUUCUAGGAAAGCUCCAUUGUUGUAGAGAUUUUCUCCUCCUGCCUCAUCAAUGGCAUUAUCUGUAGAUCUUAUCUUCCCUUUGAAAGCUCCAUUUAAAAAAAAAAAAAGCCUAUUCAUUAAUGGGCUGGAUCACACUGUGAAAUAUGACAGCAAAAAAAAAAAAAAAAAAGAAGAGAGACACGCUGCAUAUUUUCCUGUUUACUUUUAAACACAAAAAUGCUUCCAUUUUCAUAUGCUGGGUUUGUAAUGACUUGCCAUCUCGUGGUUUUUCCCUUUUACCUAAACUCACAUGUUCAUCACCGCUUUCCCAAGUGCUCAGGUGAAGGGUGGCCAGUGGGGCUACUCUGUGUGGGGACACCACGCAGCACAUGAUGGGGAUGUGGCUGUAGCCAUCACGGUUGCUGUAGGCAGCUUCUCUCUGCUAAAAUUAAGGGACAAGACAUGCCUGAUAGCAUGCCCUGUGAGCAAGCACACUAAUUAAGCUCCUUUACUAUUGAUGAUACUAAAUUAAAGUGAUCUUUUCUUGGGUGGCCAUGCACCCCCUCACCCUCACCCCGAUACUGUUAGUGCUGAGGAAGCAACACUUGAACACAUGGGUUUGGGACUCCCAUCCCACCCCUCCCCAUGGAACGUUUCCAAUCCCACAGGUGGGGGGCCAGAAAUGGUGGUGGGGAGCAUUAAAACGAGGUCACGUGGAAGCUGGGGUAGUAGUGAGGUGCAAGGGGAAACCCAGCUGGGUUUGUGCCUAAAUCCUCCGGCGGGGGGGGCUGUCUGUACCCGCGGAGCUCUCACAUCCCUGCCUGCUUCUACCAGCACUAGGACUUUGCUUCCCCAGCUGUCGGCUCCAAUCGCCUCACUUUGUUUAACGUCUCCCCUUGGGGAGGGAUGCUUGGAGCAUCUCCCUGGGGAGUGUGGGGGAGGUGUUAGGCCAUGCCUUCACAGAGGGAAGUGCAGAAUCCAUGCCUGGCAGUUUUUCUUCCCGAAGGGAAACCUGUUGCUAGGGGGAGAGGACUGCAUCCGGCUCCUCCUGCCUGGCGGUCUCCGCCUUCCUUCCCAUUUGGGGGAUGCUGUUGCCUGUGGCUGGCCUAAUCUCCCACCUCAGGGGCCUGCAACCCCUCCUCCCCAGGCCCGUGUCCACCCCAGCCCCUGGACCCUUAGGGGGAAAGGAGAGAGUUUACGUGACGUGGUUUGGGUGUCUGUGCUUUGUCCCACAGCCGGGGAGGAUGGGGUGGCCAGGGAGGUUUGCACGCACAUCCCGCCGCCCUCCUCUCUCCAUUGCUGGGGAGGUGCAAUGGGGUCUGUGGGGUGCCAAAUAUUGCAGAAGCAGAUCUAUUUUUUUAACUGUCAAUGAGAAACAAACUUUACAAAAAUUUCUACUGUAAUGCUUACCCUUUUCUAAAAGUAUUUUCCUUUACUGUGCUCCCGGUCCAGCUCGCGUUAUCGCUUCUGUAGGGGACUGUAAAGCACAGGGGGUCCUGGUACUGCUCUGCUUGCAGUGAACAAAAAAUAAAGAUACUCUUUUCUCUC